UGAAGAAGAAGUCAUCACCCAUGAAUAUAUAUAUAUAAGGGCCACCCCUUGAGAUAUUCAUACCAAUCUUGGUACAAGCUAGCUUUGCUUGAUCUUUCUUCAUUGCUCUUCUUCUCAUCACUCAUCACUUUACUGCCUUCCUACAUUUAUCAUGACACUUGAAGAGACUUCCUCCAAGUCAUGCUUACUACUAUUUUAUCUAGUGGUUUUAUCUAGUGUUUUGCUUAAAAAUGGCGUUGCAAGAGAGGUUAAUGUAGCUUCCAUGGCUACUAGCCAUGGUUCAUUUGCUUCAGCAUCACUAGAGCUUCAACAUUUGCCUCUUCAACCAAGGUCUCUUUUGUUAUAUCCAUCACCAUCAACUCCUCCCCAUCACCAUAACUACCACCCUAAGCCCCCGCCAGCUCAAACACCUCCAUCGCCAACCUUUAAGCCACCACCAACCCCUACCCCUUCCCCACCUCGCACUCCUCCAUCGAGUCCACCACCUGUUAAAACGCCUCCACCACCAACUUUUAAGCCACCACCAACCCCUACACCCUCCCCACCUCGUACACCUCCCUCGAGUCCACCACCCAUUUAUAAACCACCACCAACCCCCACACCCUCCCCUCCUCACACUCCUCCAUCUAGUCCACCACCUGUUAAAACACCUCCACCACCAACUUUUAAGCCACCACCAACCCCCACACCCUCCCCACCUCGUACACCUCCCCCGAGUCCACCAACCCCCACACCCUCUCCUCCUCGCACUCCUCCAUCGAGUCCACCACCUGUUAAAACGCCUCCACCACCAACCCCUACACCCUCCCCACCUCGUACACCUCCCUCGAGUCCACCAACCCCCACACCCUCCCCUCCUCGCACUCCUCCAUCGAGUCCACCACCUGUUAAAACACCUCCACCACCAACCCCUACACCCUCCCCACCUCGUACACCUCCCUCGAGUCCACCACCCAUUUAUAAACCACCACCAACCCCCACACCCUCCCCUCCUCACACUCCUCCAUCGAGUCCACCACCUGUUAAAACGCCUCCACCACCAACCCCUACACCCUCCCCACCUCGUACACCUCCCUCGAGUCCACCACCCAUUUAUAAACCACCACCAACCCCCACACCCUCCCCUCCUCGCACUCCUCCAUCGAGUCCACCACCUGUUAAAACGCCUCCACCACCAAUCCCUACACCAUCCCCACCUCGUACACCUCCCUUGAGUCCACCACCCAUUUAUAAACCACCACCACCACCAACCCCUACACCCUCCCCUCCUCGUACACCUCCUUUGAGUCCACCACCCACUUAUAGACCACCACCAACCCCCACACCCUCCCUACCUCGUCCACCACCCGCUUAUAGACCACCUCCAACCCCCACACCCUCCCUACCUCGUCCACCUCCUUUGAGUCCACCACCCACUUAUAGACCACCACCAACCCCCACACCCUCCCUACCUCGUCCACCUCCCUUGAGUCCACCACCCACUUAUAGACCACCGCCAACCCCCACACCCUCCCCACCUCGUCCACCCCCAUCGAGUCCACCAUCUCGUCUACCAACACCAACUUAUCGACCACCUCCGGUCUCCACACCACCAUCCCCUCGCCCUUCAAGCAGACAUGCAAUAUAUGGAUUCGGUCCUCUAGGCCUUAUGAAUCAUUAACGUUUUAAGUCUGAUUGCCCACUACAAUCUAUUUGUCUUUGUCCCCUACCACCCUUGAAAUGAGCUUAAGAAAGGCGCUUAUGUCACAUCAUCUUUUGUAUGUGUUCUCUCUCUUUUUUGAAGCAAUGUUUUUUCUUGUAACAAGGGCUUGAAAUAUUAAUAAAGGAAUUCAAAGGCAUUGGGUAGUGAUUACAUUUUUUGCUUACCAUUUGCAACUUAUUCUAUCUA
This is a messenger RNA of Vitis vinifera (wine grape), 1888 nucleotides long. RefSeq names its product proline-rich extensin-like protein EPR1. Bases 152 to 1660 code for a protein of 502 amino acids. The transcript has a single exon. The record is from RefSeq and is a predicted model, not a curated record. NCBI's taxonomy places the organism in Eukaryota, Viridiplantae, Streptophyta, Magnoliopsida, Vitales, Vitaceae.